Messenger RNA from Clavispora lusitaniae ATCC 42720, 762 nucleotides. RefSeq lists its product as uncharacterized. The record is from RefSeq and is a predicted model, not a curated record. Lineage: Eukaryota; Fungi; Ascomycota; Pichiomycetes; Serinales; Metschnikowiaceae.
AUGUGCUUUGAUCAAAUUUGCGAGGACUUAAUCGCAAUUCAAUCACGAAGACUGGAAACCAUUUUGACGAAGGGUAAUCUCUUCCAAAGCUUUUCUCUGAGUGGAAAUGACCUCAAAAGAAUUGAUAAGUUCUCGGUACUUUCGCGUUACAUUUGCACCCAUUCACAAAGAGAUCAAAACCCCCCCAUGCCUGACACCUUCAUGACCCGACCACUUUCCAGAUCCACAAGUAUCCUUAAAGUACGAGAUCGCUUGAAUAUGCUCAUGGGCCACUCGUUGCACGAUGACGAGGAUGAAUAUAUUUGUUUCGAAGCGCCAGCGGCCAGAACUCUCUUUCACACACAUGAAGACUGCUUAAUCUACAAAUAUCUCUUAUACAGGGACAGAUAUAAAAGCAAAGUGCACGUUCUUUACUUCAAGUGGUGGUUAUGGUUUGAGGACGAAAAAGGUGGAAGAAUGGAGGAAUUAAUUGAAACGGCGGGCCAGCUUGAGAUUAAAAUGAAAGAUAUCCACCGUACACUUCAAACAGCUGCGAACGAGGGAAAAGUUCUCUCUACCCAUAUAAUGCGGAUGGGAAUUGAGCCUUUAGCCUCAAGUCCGCUUCUUGAACAUGGCGACUGUAUUACUUUGAGAGCGGAUAUUGGUUGCGCCGUGCCCUUUUUUGAUUCUGUCGCACACCUUCUAUUGAAGGACGAACUCUAUUAUCCGGCAGACAUGAGCAGUACGUAUACAGACCUGACAAAAUUGAAGCAAAGUGGUUAA